Messenger RNA from Stegodyphus dumicola, 708 nucleotides. Its product is annotated as DNA polymerase epsilon subunit 4-like. The record is from RefSeq and is a predicted model, not a curated record. Gene Ontology annotation, molecular function: protein heterodimerization activity. Gene Ontology annotation, cellular component: epsilon DNA polymerase complex; nucleus. Lineage: Eukaryota; Metazoa; Arthropoda; Arachnida; Araneae; Eresidae. Gene Ontology annotation, biological process: DNA-templated DNA replication.
AGAAAUAGCGCCUAAAACGUUUCGGGAGUGUCACGUGGUAUACAGCCAAUGACAGUGAAGAUGAGCAUUUUCCUCUUCUGGUCUUGAGACGCCUGUAGAUUUUUGGUGUAUUAACGCGGGAAAAAAUAUGGAAGUGGAGGAAGGAUUUGAUACAUCUGAAACAAUUAUAGUAGAUGAUGUGCCUCUUGAUAAUAACCAUACAAAUGUAGUAGAAGAUUUUAGUGAAUCUGUUGAAACGAUAGUUUCGUCAUCAAAAACUCGUGUUGAUAAUUUAACGGAAGGUAAAGGACCAGAAAAAAUAGAAAAACUUGUUCAACUUCCUCUUACAAGAAUUAAAAAUCUAAUAAAGUUAGAUCCAGACGUUAACUUAGCCAGUCAUGAUGCUGUGUUUGUUAUUGCUAAAGCUGCGGAGCUCUUCAUAUAUAUGAUGGGAAGAGAAGCAUAUAAAUUUACCAAACAGAACAAGAAGAAAACUAUUCAAAAAAAAGAUAUUGAUGAUUGCAUCAGUGCUUGUGACUGCCUUGCCUUUUUAGAGGGUUCUCUGAAGGAUGAUUAAUAGAUUUGAACAUCUGCCUGUUUCUGCCGUUAUUGUAUGUGUAUAUUGAAUGUAGGUAGCUGUAUGUCUAUUGAAACACUGAUGUCAUUCUAUACUCACUGAAGAAUUUUUAUUUAUGUAAAUGCUUUGUCAAUAAAUAAUUUUAAGUUUUC